Molecule: messenger RNA, 4162 nt
Organism: Cloeon dipterum
Lineage: Eukaryota; Metazoa; Arthropoda; Insecta; Ephemeroptera; Baetidae
Gene: Cp190
Product: centrosome-associated zinc finger protein CP190
Exons: 10
Coding region: 211-3660 (1149 amino acids)
Biological process (GO): regulation of transcription by RNA polymerase II
Cellular component (GO): nucleus
Molecular function (GO): protein binding; DNA-binding transcription factor activity, RNA polymerase II-specific
Source: RefSeq, a predicted model, not a curated record
AUCCGCAAUUUACUGAACAUGUUUGGAAAUUAGCUUUUCCAAUUGUUUACCUUUUAUUGGGGGUACCCUUGCGGCUCAGUGAUGCGCUGGAAAAUGCAGGAGAGUCCGCUUAGGGCGCAAUUGUGACUGCAAGCCCAGGCGCUGGUACAAGCCUAUCAUUUCGUCGACCUUUUUUGUUGUUUUCAGAUAUCUAUGAAAUAACCAGUCAAAAUGCAUGGCAGUGGCGAGGAAGUGUCCACUCGGCAGGUGAAGGUGGACAACUGGGGUCCGUUUUUUCUCCAGAGGCUGCAGCACUUCUUCAAUAAAAGCGAUUUUUGUGACCUAACUCUUCAAUUCACUGGAGACUCCUCAAAAGUUCCGGUGCACAGUUUAGUCCUCAACUCUUGUACAGAUUACUUUCAGCAGUUGGAGAAGAAAAAUGGGUUGAACGCAGAUCGCUGUUUGGCAAUGCCUUCAGAUCUAACUUCUGAGCUUGUUUUGCCCAUUAUAAGAUUCAUGUACACUGGAAAGCUGGAAUUUAAAGAGACCCUCACAAAAAAAUUGUACUACACAGCAGGGCGGCUGAAUAUGCCAAUUUUGACCAAAUUGUUAGACGCCCAGGGUUCGUCUGAAACCCAGCCUGAGAAGAAUGUUAAUAACUCGCACCCUGCGAUAUUAACCAAGAGUGCAACUCUUGGAACCAGAAAAGUUUCUCUUAAAGAUUUGCCUGAAACCUUGCCUGGAAGAAGACUUCCGAUUUGGAAAAAGAGAAAGACACCAGUUUCAUUUGACGACCCAGUGCCAGAAAAUUUGGCCAUAUCAGAUAGGACGUUUGAGCAAGAAGACGAGCCAGCAAAGCCAACAAGAUUUGAAUGGCCAGAAGACGAAGAGAGUUUAAAAAAUUACUCUGAGGAGUACUCUCAGCCAUUUGACUCAAUAACGUAUGAGUCAACGCCUCUUCUGCGUCACAAAGCAGCACCAGCUAAGGUAGCAGAGGAUGAGAAACCGAAGGAUACAUUUGAAGAAGUCAAGGCAAAGGUUACGCCCAUCAAGAGACUCGCACCAACUGACUCUGAUCCUGCCACCAAAAAACAAAAAAUGAUAGAUAUUCAGUCUGUCAAGGAAUAUUUAAAGGAGCAAGCUUUAAGGAAAGAAAUCGUUGGAUCUGAGGAAGAUGGUGAAGAAGCUGUUGAGGGCGAUAGCAUGGCUAUCACAGAAACCGCAGAAGACGAUGAUGAAGACGACGACGACCAUGGUGCAGAGCAGCUUAAUCAGAGUGAAUACUACGAAAUAAACCCAACGCAAGAGGCGGAUGGUGGAGAGGAAGGAUCUUCCAACUCCGGAACGCCUCAGACAAAGUCGAUUCUCAAGCAGCGGAUUCCUGAAGAAGCCACUCCUGGAGCGAAAAAAGUCAGAUUUUCUUUCAGUAGUUCACCAGAUCAAGCACAAACUCAGCCAGACUCCGUGGUUCAGGCUGGUGAAACAGUCAUCAAGGCAGAUGGCGGCACAAGCGCUGAAAACCACGCUAAAAUCAUUUCUGAAGUGUUGAAGAAAUACCCUCAUCUGGUCCAGAACAAUAAAAAUAUCAAACUGAGGAUCAUGAAGCAAGGUGCAUAUCCAGAAGACAGUGCCAACAAGAAGGUUUCUUACGUCGUGCUGAAGGCUGGUGAGAAGGGUAACAAGGCUCCUGCCAAAGUCAUCAUCAAAACUGGAAGCAGAUCGGAGAGUAUUGGCAACUUGAUGCCAAGUGCGGUGCCUACGCUAGCAAAGCCCAAGCCUGUCUCUGGAGCAGAAAAUACGACAGGUCCUUGGUUGUGUCACACAUGUGGAACCAACGAGGACCCAAUCAACUUCACAACAUACUAUGAGUACCGCCACCAUCUGCAGGACGUGCACAUGGAAAAAAUCGACGCGCGUAUUUGCGAACACUGCGGCUAUCGCGCCAGUAAACGCAAUUUGCUGCUGUAUCAUCUGUUCACCAAACACAGAGUUGACCCGCCCCGCAAUGUUAUCUUUCCGAAAUGUGACCAGUGUGAGUAUAUCGCUCUUAGCGAAUCUCUGCUCAUCAAGCACCGGAACAACCAUUCUAACAACAAAGACUUUGUCUGCAAGAUCUGCAAUGCUGGUUUCAAGAGCAACGGCGCUCUUCAAGGUCACAUGCAGGCAAACCUGCACUCUGACCCGUCAAGAAAGAAAUAUGUAUGUCCUUUCUGUCAGAAGGUCUUUGUUCGGCAGUUGAAUUUGAAAACGCACGUUCGCACCAUGCACAAGGAGGUUGGUCGCAAGUUCGUCAACGAACUGGAGGAUGAGUCUGUGGACGGAGACUUGCAAAAGAAGACAAUCGAGCACCAAACGCUGGCGUACGACCAAAGCUCUGAAACUUUGGAUAACGUGUCUGUGGCAAAUGGAAUCGCCACCUCGCUCAACCUCGUUGAGCACCAACUGACGGAAGUGGACCAGCAAACGAUGGUGCAGACCAUUCCGAACGCAGACGGCACUGUGCAGACCUUCAUCAUCUCUGCCGUGCCUGGUCAAGAAUACAUAGUGCCUGAAAUGCUGGCCGGCCAAUCUGGUGAACAGUAUCAAAUUUCAGCUAACCAGCUGGCGGACUUGGUGCAGUAUGAUACAUGCGGUGCCGUAGUCAACUCGCUGGGAGCCACCGGAGGCCAGCAGACCAUCGUUAUUACGUCAGCGCCGUCCGGCACUCAAGAGCAGCUGAAGCUGAUUUCGCCAGACGGCAGCACAAUCACCGGCUCUCUUGAUCAACUCGCUCUUCUCACAGGACACAAUAUUAUUGUCUCCAAUUCUGAUGGCACUACGUCAUCUGCUGGCGAAGGUUUCCAGGCUAUUCUUCAGUCCAAUGGUGUGUUCACGCUGCAGCCAGUGGGUCACGUGAUUCAGGCCGACGGUGAGCCUGUCAGUGAAGAAACCUUGGUCCAGCAAGGAUACGUCACACAGGACAACACUAUCCUCACCAUGGCGCAGCAAGACGCCUUGAGCAAGGACGGAGCCGCCAAUCUUAUCCGAUUCGCCGAGAUGGACAAGACGUAUGUGACAUACAGUGAUCACCAAGAGCAGCAGCAGAUGCAGGUCGCCAUUGACGAAAGCGGCAACAUAACUGAGACAGUCAAAGAGUCCCAGCACAUGGAAGAGAUUAGUGUUUCACAGCAAAUUGCGAUUGAAGCUGAAGAACAGCAAGUAACUGAGGAACAGUUGCCGCCUGAGCAUCAACCACUGCCAGAGGAACCUAAAAAGUUUCUAUACAUUUUAGUUUCAGACGUAACUGAAACAUCAGAGGCUGUUCCUGCAAAGGACGUCGAACCUCUUGAGAUGGCAGUUGAAGAGACGGCCCAACCAGAUGAAGGGUCAACCCAGGAGGUGCCAGAUAUUGAGGACAGAAGCAAAAUUCAAGAGGUGGUAGAAGAACCGCAUGAAAUGAGUGUUGAGAUGGGUUUGGAGGCGAUGCAAGAAGAGAAUCACGCGCCGCAGCACUUAACUGAGCUGAUUGAAACUAAAACUAUCAACGAGCUUGAAGCUAUCCAGGAAGAACAGCCGACAGCUGAUGCUAACGAAGUUGACAAUGAGCCUGAAAAUGAAAGUAUGGUCAUUGAUGAAGGCAAUCAGAGUGAAAUUGUUGAGCAAGAAGACAUUGCCAGCUUUUCAGAGGAAUGCACUAAAUAACUGGUCACAUCACUGAAGAACGUGUCAUCUUCAAUGAAUCAUUGGUGUGAUUGCCAUACAAUUAUUCCAUUACUUGAUCGGUUUUCAAUUAGACGAACCAAGUGGACUCGGAAGUAUUUUUAUCACUAAACUAAAUUGUAAGCCAAACUAAAAAAUCAAGUAGUUGUAAAUUCAAUAACGCCACGAUAAGUUGGCACAGCAACCAGGUUGAAACCUAGUGGUUGAUUCAGUUGUUCAUGUAGAGCCUUUUCACAAAUUGCUUGUGACUUUGACAAAGUCAUUUUAUUGAUGAUUCUAGUAAUAUAAAAUUUUUAUUUUGAAAUUUUAAUCUUGUAGCAGCAGAUUCUGCUUAUACCACAUGACCAUUAAAUGUUCCAUACCUAUGAAAAAAAUUGGUGAUUACUUUUUUUAAAGUUUGCAUUUUCUACCAGUUGUGUACUCAAACGUUACGAGAUAUGUUUGUUUUUUCAAAAAGAAUAGAAAGCCCUAUCUAAUAAAAUAA